GCCACCCAGUCAGGAGCAGGACGCUAUCUCUGUAAACGGAAAGGAAACGAAAGCUCCAUGUAAGAAACAUAAAGCAACAUGGUUCACAGUCAGGCUGUGCUCAUUUCUUGGAUCUUUCUCCUGUGCUUUGGUGAAGCGUGGUCAUGGGAGGCAGUUGUGGUGAAGAGCUCCGUGUUCGCCCGCUCUGGAGCCUCUGCUGAGCUCUCCUGCAGCUACAGCACACAUGCGUCUCAGGGAUUUACUCUGGAGUGGCGCUACGCUGCCCCCGGAACUCCUGCCAUCCAGGCACAGAGGGUGAUGUACUACAAUGGGCAUCUGUACUGGGUGAACUCUUGGGAGGGGAGAGUGGCUUUAGUGCAGAACCCACCGGUGUCGGGUGUUGCCUCUAUGAAGAUCCUCAGUGUCCAGCCCUCCGACGCUGGCCUUUACAUCUGUGAUGUCACCAAUCCAAAGGACUGGUCUGGCAGUGGACAGGGUCUGAUUAACCUGACUGUGCUAGUGCCUCCAUCUGUGCCUGUGUGUCAGCUGAGCGGCAGCACCUACGUGGGGAAUGAUGUCACUCUUACGUGUGCGAGCUCCCAUGGCGUUCCUACACCCAUCUACUCCUGGAGCCGAGAGAAGAAUGCAGCCCCUCUGCCCCCCAACAGCAUGGUGGAAGAUCAGCGUACUGGUUCUCUUAUGCUGACUAACCUGUCUGCUGCCUUUGCUGGGACAUACACUUGCAGAGCAUCAAAUGAUUUGGGCGAAGCAGGGUGCAGCAUAUCUGUGAAAGUGGCACAUGGUGGCACUGCAGCAGUGGUUGGUGGGGUGCUGAUGGGCAUUUUCCUCUUCGCCCUGCUGAUCGCAGCAGUGGUGGCCUACCUCGUCUGCUACAGGAAGAGAGCUCACCAACGCACUGACAAGAAUGAGAUGAGAGGGAUGAAUGUAGAUCCUGCAGAGUGGCGGAAGUCGUCAAAGGGCCCACUGCUUUCUGGUCAUUCUGACGAUCACCCUUCACUCAGAGUCUCUCACUUCAGCCCACUGGUGUAAGACCACCCCUUCCCUUCAUGACUAAAUGAUUCAUUCAUCAGUAAACUGUUUACUUUAGCUAACAGGAUAUUGGACAAGAGAUUUUUUUGUCAUGACAUUUUUUGUAAAUUUGUUUGUUGUACAUUUGUUGUAACUGUACAUUUUCUAAAAAUAUAAACAACCAUAAUUUCUUUUGUUUGUAUCUGAGGUGUGUAAAACUGCUAAAUAAUUAGUCCAGUGGUGUUUAACAGUGGUCGACUCUUAAAUAGAACAGGAGUAAUGUAAAGUAAAAAAUAUUCAGUAUUAGUUUCAUUCAGUGUACCAAAUCACAUAAAUGACUUUCUGAUCUUCAUGGCAUCACAUUUUGCCUGCAAA
Molecule: messenger RNA, 1383 nt
Organism: Colossoma macropomum (tambaqui)
Lineage: Eukaryota; Metazoa; Chordata; Actinopteri; Characiformes; Serrasalmidae
Product: V-set and immunoglobulin domain-containing protein 2-like
Exons: 7
Coding region: 79-1029 (316 amino acids)
Source: RefSeq, a predicted model, not a curated record